AUGUUGGACUUAUUCAAGAACAUCAUUUCGAGAAAGGCCAAGAAACCAAGGGGGAAGUUUCAGAAUUCCACCCCACUUUCCCCAAGUACAUCGAAAGAGUCCAAUUCCGGGUCUUUAUCAAGUACACAAUCGAAUACUAGUCUCGGCAUGUCGGAUGAUGACACAGGUGUCCUCAAUGAUAAAGACAUGCCGAUCCAUGAAACUUCCAUUGAAUUGCUCUUGGAGAUCCAUCCCGAACUUAACAAAUAUUACAAAGAACUCCACCCGAGGUACUUGUUGUCGGACGUUAUUGGAGAAGGGGCUUUCUCUCAAGUGUACAAGGCCUACGACACCAAGGAGAAGCGAUAUCUAGCAAUUAAGAUCAUCAAUAAGACCGGCAUGAAACCAGCACAAAUCAAUUCCACGUUAAAGGAGAUUGCCAUAAUGAGACAAUUGGAUCACAAAAAUAUAGUCAAAUUGUACAAUUAUCAAAAUUCGUCAAAUUCAAAAUAUUGUUUCUUGUUUAUGGAAUUUGUAUCUGGGGGGGAGAUAUUUAACCAAAUCAUCAAAUAUACCUAUUUCUCAGAAGAAUUGUCUCGUCAUGUGAUUCGCCAGGUUGCCUUUGCUGUUAAAUAUCUCCAUGAUAAUGGUAUAGUUCAUCGUGAUAUCAAGCCCGAAAAUAUUCUGUUUGAGCCUUCCGUUUAUAGGCAAAGAUCGAAAAAGGAACAGUUGAGGGCAAGAAGAGUUUCGGAUGAUAACAACAAGAUCGAUGAAGGUGAAUUUUCAAUCAAAACCGGUGCUGGUGGUAUUGGCCUCAUCAAAUUGGCUGACUUUGGAUUAUCAACUGUACUACCCAAUGCCAGCGCUUUAGCGAAAACACCGUGUGGUACUGUUGGUUAUACUUCUCCAGAACAACAUAUGAAUGUGGGUUAUGAUAAAAAGGUCGAUAUGUGGGCCCUAGGUUGUGUUUUAUACACAAUGGUUGUGGGAUUCCCCCCAUUCUAUUCGAACGAUCAAAACACCAAUGAUAUAACAGAAAAAGUUAUGAAUGGUAGGUACGAAUUCUUGAAACCUUGGUUUGAUGAGGUCUCUGACGGCUGUAAAAACUUGAUUUCCAACUUACUGACUGUGGAUCCAGAAAAAAGAUAUUCAAUUGAACAAAUGAUUAACGAUCCCUGGUUUAAUAUUGGUUACGAUGAUGUUCCAAUUGGUGGAAAGGUGUCAACACCAGCUGCCGAUGCACCACAAUCCACCUAUAAUAAUGAAUUGUAUCAGAAGUUUAGUGAAUCUUUGAUCAACACAAACAACGUUGAUGACUAUUUUUCGGGUAAUCAGACUUCUAAUUCAAAAGAUGGUAAUGGGUUGUUAACGCCGAGAGUCCCGCUGUUGACUCCUAGAGCUGAAGCCAUUAAACUAGUCUUUGAUACCGCAAAGAGGGUGACGCCAAUGUCGAGAUCGGUUUCACCUUCAAGGAGUGAUGGUGAAAAAUCUCUCUCGAGUUUAGAUUCUUAUAUGAAUAAAAUGCGUGAAGACAUGUUACUAACUUCAAUCACUGAUAACAAGGUCAUUACCAAUAGGCUAGAAGAAGAAGACGAUGAGGACGAUGGCGAUGAUGAUGAUAAUGAUGACGAUGAUGAUGAGGACGUAUCUUUAGAUUCAAGUAACGAUGAUAAUGAUGAUACUGAAGAAUACCCAGUCACACUAACUUCUCUUACAAAAAUACGGUCCCCAGCAUUAAAAAAGUCCAACCAUGUAGGUUUGGCAUCUCCGACUCCUUUAUCUCCAGCUGCAUCUCACGCCACUGCAGAAACAUUGACGACACAUACCAGUGUAACUAGACAACCAUCGAUGAAAUCGUUUAAAUCCAUUCUCAAUGGUGAUCAUGGCACGUCAUCAGCAACUGCUGCUGAGAAAGCCAGCGAGUACUCAAGACCAAGGAAAACUUCUAUCUCGUUCUCGAUCAACGAACAUUCAAGACGCAGUGGAUCCAUUACAUCAAGCUCAUCGCACUUGUCACAUACAAGUAGUGAUUUAGGUGGAUCGGCAGAUUUCAUCAAUGCGCACCCUUUAGUCGUUAAUGAAAUCGAAGAAGAAGAUACCGAAGAUGAAACAACUGACGGAAACACCAUGAACUUAUCAACUCCACACAAUAAUAAACUAAAACAUGAAGAAUUCAGAGCGAAGUGCAUGGCACACACGCCGUAUGUCCCACACGAUGAAGGCGAAGACAAACAUGUGUUGGAAGAUACCUCCAGUGUCAGCGAAGGAUCAAGACGUUCAACACCACCCAACGAGUUGAUCAAUAGACUUGCACCACAAAUUUCAUUAGAACAAAAAUUGCAGGAACAUUCGGUUGUGAAUUUGCAAAUGGACACUUCUACAAUUUUAGCACGUCGGAAACAGAAGAUUGAGAGUUGA
Molecule: messenger RNA, 2397 nt
Organism: Pichia kudriavzevii
Lineage: Eukaryota; Fungi; Ascomycota; Pichiomycetes; Pichiales; Pichiaceae
Exons: 1
Coding region: 1-2397 (798 amino acids)
Biological process (GO): protein phosphorylation
Molecular function (GO): ATP binding; protein kinase activity
Source: RefSeq, a predicted model, not a curated record